This is a messenger RNA of Trichophyton verrucosum HKI 0517, 834 nucleotides long. RefSeq lists its product as uncharacterized. Lineage: Eukaryota; Fungi; Ascomycota; Eurotiomycetes; Onygenales; Arthrodermataceae. The record is from RefSeq and is a predicted model, not a curated record. Bases 1 to 834 code for a protein of 277 amino acids. The transcript is spliced from 2 exons.
AUGACGACUGUUCGAAACGCCCCUACUCCCUUACAUCAGUGGGUUGUAUCUGGUGUUACAAACUUGCUUACAUCUCAAAUGCCUGCUGGUACACGAGUCUUGUAUGGUUCUCCCAUUCAAGAUCUCCCCUUUUUGAAAGAAGACCAGCGCAUUCCAGACCUACAACUCCUCUAUCAAGAACACGGAGCUCUUGAACCAAAGGCUGUUCUUUCAGUAGAGACAGGAUUUUUGCAGCAAUACGAGAGUCUUCAGCACGCCGUCCGCAGAGCUAUCGAUACUACUCAGAACGUCAAUGUCUCCUUAAUGAUCAGGUUGAAAGAAAAGCCAGCCUUUCGCGAUCCGUUUUCGCCAACUUCUUCCGGUCUAUAUCAGCAUCCGAUCACCAAGGAGUAUGUGGACACGGCGACAAUGCUGACGUACUUUGAGUCUUUAAGCCACACAGAACCAUUGCCUAAGAAUCCUAAUGACCUAGAAAGCCCGUUGUUCUUCCUUGGGACCCGUUGGGUUGGCCGGGUUGAAGGCACCUUAGAAGUCUGGGUGCGUGACAAAGUUACCCAGAAAGCUGUCCGAAAACUUGAUCCAAUCCUAUUUUACGGCUCGAAACUACGGGUUGAUAAGGACACACCCUACAUCGACGCUAGAAAUGAGGAUGUUCAACUGGGUCUUAAUCUCUCUGACAUAAUCAUCUCUGCUAACGACGAUCUGAAGAAGCCGUUCGUCGUUAAUUGGGUGGAGCUAAGAGAAUGCAUCAAUGAGGGCCGGAUGGCGUUGGCUAUGAGUCGGUGCUGGACAGCUAUGAACCAUAUUGCAGAGUUGAACGGGAAGAAAAAGUGA